Molecule: messenger RNA, 3549 nt
Organism: Linum trigynum
Lineage: Eukaryota; Viridiplantae; Streptophyta; Magnoliopsida; Malpighiales; Linaceae
Source: the annotation of a GenBank genome assembly
CUAGUUGGGAUGUUGGUUGGUAGAGAUCCACAAAUGGAUCCCUAUUUGAAUAUUGAUUCAUGGCAUAUUUUUGGUAAUUUUGGUCGUUUACUAGGACAAUAAAGCUAGCCUCGCCUAGUUUGAGAGGAAAGUCUUCAUAAGUCUAUCCAAGUCGUGAGUCCAAACAAACUUCUGGUGAAGUCAACAAUUCUCCCUUCGGUUCUCCCAUAGGGGCGGAAGAAUUAUAGUGGAGAAGUCAUUGAAUUUUAUCACGCUGAACUGGGACUAGUUUGGUUUGGCUACUAGUUUGAAUUGUUAGAAAUAGAUUAAGUCUUAAUUGUACAGAGGAUUAUUUUUUUAUGUGACCUAAAGUGUUAUCUUGCCUACCUAUAUCAAAUAAGGUUUCCUAUUACCGAUCCUUUGUUCACUUAGGUGAUGAGAAGGCUGGGUGCAGAGUUGUUAGAUGUACUCACCAGACCACCACUUUAAUGAUUGAUAGAGUCGCUCGAGGAAGAAAUUCUCACUACUCGCUAAGAGAUGAUAACGCAACAGGAAGAAGCGUAAUGUAACCUCAACAUAACCUCUUCAAUAAAUUAAAUCUCGCAACAUUAUUUUCUUUAUUGACCAGAAUACUUAUCAGUAAAUUUGAUUGGGAGCUAUAUUGACAAGUUGAUAGUAGAAAGAAGAGCAGGAAGCCCGGCCUCAUGUUUAAGCCUGAUAUUGAGAAGGCAUUCGACAGCGUGAACUGGGAAUGUUUGUUCAAGAUUCUUUCAGGUCUGGAAUUUUUGGAGAAAUGGAAGAGUUGGGUAAAGGGAUCCAUGUGCUCCUCUAUGAUCUCUGUUUUGGUUAACGGUGAAGCUAAUGGGUAUUUCAGAGCUUCUAAAGGUCUUCGUCAGGGCGAUCCCCUUUCACCGGGUUUGUUCGUACUAGUUAUGGAUGUUUUGUCAAUGAUGCUGAAAGUAGUUAGGGAAGCUGGAAAAUUCAAAGGAUUUUACAUGAACGAAGACUCCAAAAAUGGUGAAGUUACCCACCUCCUGUUUGCCGACGAUACAGUGAUAUUUUGCGACGCCAAUCAUGAUCAGGUUCUGAAUAUUCUGGCUACUAUUGUGUGUUUCCAGUCUAUGACCGGUUUAAGGAUAAAUCUGGACAAGUCAGUGAUGUAUAUUGUCGGCGAUGUGGCUGAUCCUAGUUUCUAUGCUGCUAUUUUUGGGUGCAAAUGGAGCAGACAGCCUCCGAAGUACCUCGGCUUCCCUCUUGGAGCCAAACUGAACGAUCCGGCAAUUUGGGACUCCAUGAUCAACAAAAUGAAGAGUAAACUUAACGGUUGGGGGAGCAGACAUCUAUCAUACGGAGCUAGACUGGUCUUGUGCACUGCGGUUCUAGGGAGCAUGCCUACGUACAUGUUUUCCCUAUUCAAGGCACCUGUUUCAGUUCUCCAGGAAUUGGAAAGAAGUCAGAGGAGGUUCUUAUGGAACGGUGGGCGCGACAGCAAUAGAAGGGCCCUCGUGGAUUGGAAACUCUGCAAAACCGAGAAAAGCAGGGGCGGGCUGGGAAUUCAUGAUCUGAAAGCUUUCAAUGAUGCAAUGUUGUCCAAGUGACUGUGGCGGUUCGCAACGGAGAGAGAUAGUUGGUGGCGUAAGCUUAUCGAUAUCAAGUACCACAACCCCUCCUCGGUUUGGCAAACGGAAAAGGUUAGAAGUGGUUUUUCUCAAUCGGUGUGGGUGAACAUAACGAAAGAAUACGAGCUAUUCUGGAAGUUUGCAAGCCUAGGCCCUGAAAAUGGUACCAUGAUUUCGUUUUGGCACGACGUUUGGAAUCAGGGGUAUGGUGUUUUCUUCUGCAUUUCCCCGCGUUGUUGCUGCCGCUGUCGACUCCGAAGCAAGAUUCUCCGAUGUAGCAUCCCUCAAUGGUGAGUUGGUGAGUUGGUCUUUCAACCUUAAAUAUAAUUUGAGGGGGGUGCUGAACGGGAAAGGGUAGAAUUGUUGAACUUUCCUAAUAAUAUUCCCAUGAACAAUAACGCUCUUAGUCCGUGCAGAAUAGUUUGGAAUCCUGAUCCAAACAGUAAGUUCUCAGUGAGCUCUUUAUACAUGAAACUUGUGCAGGAAACGCUGCCAGGAGUGCAUGAUUUUCUGUUGAAACAAGUAUGGAAGAAGAUGAUCCCUAGUAAAGUGUGCUUUUUUAUCUGGAUGGUUUUCCAUAACAAGAUACUCAUGGUUGACAACUUGAAGAGGAGAGGGUGGUCGAUGGCGAACAGAUGUUGUCUCUGUUGUAGAAAUGAAGAAUCCAUUAAUCACCUACUGGUGGAUUGUGAGUUUGUGAAUGAAGUGUGGAGCCAUAUCAACAGGGUUAGAUCGAUGUUGUCCUACCAAGACAGGGAGGUGGAAUUAAUAAUCAAACACAGCCCUCAUUCCAAGUCGGGAAACGUCAGGGAGUGGUUUAGAGACUGUAUCUUACACGCGGUUUGGUGGUUCGUGUGGUUGGAAAGGAACCAGCGGGUGUUCGAAGAGAAGAAAUCGACUGCCAUCGGGGUAGCUAGAAGAGCAGCGAGGAACGCGAUGGAAUGGCUGGUGGCCCAUGGUCAAAUUGAUAAAAUUCAGGGUGAGGCUUGGUUGCAUGAGAGCUUGUUGAUAUGUUGAUCCGUGGCGGCGAGGCCGGACUUGGAGUUGUUGUAGGUCUGUUUUUGCAGGUCUGUUUCCCUGGCGGUUCGUGGAGCACGUUUGAUGUAUAUUUGUUGGUAGCUUCUUUGGAGAGAUCGUGAUGUUUGUAGUUCCCUGCUGAUGGGUGGAGGCUUGGGAGAUUGUGCGUUUGUACUAGUAGUAACGUGUUUGAGGUGUAACUUAGGUAUUCCGGUUGAUUGCCCUUCUAUAGGUCAGUUCAGGUGUUCUUUUGGCUUUGGUCAUGUCGUUCUAUCGUUCCUUAGUUGUUGUGUCUCGUUUGUUCCCCCGACAAGCAGGAGCGGUCUGGUCCGCUUUUCUUUGUCAAUUUCUCGUAUGUUUCUUGUGCUGCUUUUCGUUCUUUGUAGUUCUGUUUGUUUAUUUUCUUUCUUUUGUUCGUGGCACUGUGAGAUCAGUCCUUGUGAUCUCCUUUGCGUGUAUAGUCUUUUGUUUUCUUUCUGCUUUUCCUAGCAAUAAAAGUUCAUCGCCAUUAUCUAAAUUAAAAAAUAAAAUCAAGUUGAACCCCAUUAACAAUCGAGGCAACGAGCAGAGUGUGACAUCCUACUAAAUGAAAAACCUUGUUACCUAACGUCAAACAAAAUAAGAAGAUACUCAUCCAAAAAUAUGCAAACCUCUUUCAAUAUAGUACCGCCCUUAGCAUAUUCCAAAUUUGGCAUCUCCACAAAAUGUGAAUUGGUUCAAUCUUCCCUUCAUCCCCUAUGCAAUAAAGUCACGUAGUGUCAUAAGUUCUGCCAAGAAUGAGUGUCACACUACUUCGUAUCGACGAGCAUUUUUUUGUUAAACUCCACCACAUACUCUUAUUGUAGGAUAAUCCAACCGUAGUGAUGUCUCUUUUAUGUCCAAUUUUCUGUUCUUUUAUCUUACUUUUCGAUUCCAAUUAAUCAUGCAAGGUUUU